Molecule: messenger RNA, 1377 nt
Organism: Centruroides sculpturatus (bark scorpion)
Lineage: Eukaryota; Metazoa; Arthropoda; Arachnida; Scorpiones; Buthidae
Product: venom metalloproteinase antarease-like TtrivMP_A
Exons: 11
Coding region: 1-1170 (389 amino acids)
Biological process (GO): membrane protein ectodomain proteolysis
Molecular function (GO): metalloendopeptidase activity
Source: RefSeq, a predicted model, not a curated record
AUGAUCUAUCUUGCAGGUAUUUUCCUCUUUGCAAUCGCUUCGGCCAUUCCAAGUGGUCGAGUAGACGUGGUGUUUCCAUCCGUGGAAACGUCCAGGUCUGGAGUGAAGACGGUCAAAUUCCGAGCUCUAAACGAAGAUAUAGAACUAAAGUUAGAACCCGCUGGUGACAUAUUGGCCAAAAACUUCGCACUUGUUGAUCAACAACCAAACUCAAUCGACGUAGAAGACUUAAAAAGAAGAAUUUACAGAGACAGCACUAAUGGAGCCGCUCUUUUGAUCGACGAAGAUGGGCCUGUCACUAUUCAAGGAAUUGUAAAUUCAAAACUUAGAAUCGAACCGUAUGAGUCGGGUAGAACCGUUAAAGAUGGGCAAGUACCACAUAAAAUUGUAGAAGUUAUAAAUGAUAAAAAGUCCUUUCUGAAUGAUGCAGUCAUGCAUAUGGAUGUUAACGAAGAAAUGGAAAAGGUUGCGACAAUGGCCAGAGACGAUCAGUGCAUAGUUGUGGAAUGUCUGGUUGUUACAGAAAGUGCUUUUACGAAACGAUUCGAAACUACGAAAGCUUUAACGGAAUACGUAACUGUCAUGUAUACUGGGGUUCAAAACCUAAUUGAUACAUUACAAUUGGGAAUAAAAUUUCGUUUGCUUGGAAUUGAUCCAUUUACGAAAGAAACAGAACCACCUUAUAUAGAAGAGAGUGCAAAUCCGGUAAACCCAAAAUAUCUUAAUCCUCUUGAUUUAAUUGAUCGUAUGGGAAAAUACUACUGUAAUCAUGCUACUGGUUUAGCUAAAGAUGCUGAUAUGAUCAUGCUGCUUGUUACACGAAACUUGGGCGAGCUAAAAGAUGAUGGUACAGUUAAAUUUAGAGUUGUGGGCCUUGCAUACAAAGGCGCAGUUUGUAAAAAAUGUUACAAAGUUGGCGUCUGUAAAGACGAUUCAUGGUACAACGAAAGAGUUGAUACAGUAGCUCAUGAAUCAGCUCAUCUACUUGGAAGUCCUCACGACGGCGAGCCAGGAGCAGAAGAUUGCCCAGAAACUGACGGUUAUAUUAUGGGAAAUCGAAGAAAUGCUACUAACAAAUUUAAAUUUUCCGAAUGCUCGAAGAAUUGCGUUAAAGAUGCAUUAUCGUUACCAGAAGCUAAGUGUGUAUACGAAAGCUGUGGAUUUCAGUAAUUGGUAUUUAAUGAUAUAUUCGACACUCAACGAAAUAUUGCUUGAAACGACAAAGAAAAUAGUGUAUUUCAAAUAUUGCAUUAAAUUACUUUUUAAUUAAAAAAUAAUUUAAAACAAAUAAAGUUAUUCAAAUGCAGUUAUAUUUGUCGUCUGGUUUCUUUUUUCUCAAUAAAAUUGUAAAAUAGUUAAUGCACUAUGUCUCCUUUU